This is a messenger RNA of Lactuca sativa (garden lettuce), 1278 nucleotides long. RefSeq names its product protein FAR1-RELATED SEQUENCE 6. Gene Ontology annotation, molecular function: zinc ion binding. NCBI's taxonomy places the organism in Eukaryota, Viridiplantae, Streptophyta, Magnoliopsida, Asterales, Asteraceae. The record is from RefSeq and is a predicted model, not a curated record.
AUGGAGAAGGCAUAUUAUGCUGAAUUUGGUGAUGUUAUCUUGUUUGAUGCGACUUUCCGAACAAACAAGUAUCGAAUGGUUUUUGUUCCGUUUACUGCUAUUGACCAUCAUAAAAAAUCGGUUACUGUUGGAUCUGGGUUGCUAAGUAAUGAAAGCAUUGAGUCUUACUCUUGGUUGCUUAAAGCAUUUCUUAAAACUCAUGGUAAAGAACCAACACUUGUUUUAACCGAUCAAGAUGCUGCAAUAAAACAAGCUGUUGAGAAUAUAUCAGAUGAUUUAUUUACAAACACAGACUUUAGAAAAAGGUUUUCGAAGUUUGUUUGGGACAUUAAUAUCAAACCUGAUGUUUUUGAGGUGAAGUGGGGUUUGCUUAUGAAGGAAUUCAAUCUUGAAGACACAAGAUGGUUUAAAGACAUGUUUACAAUACGUGAUUCAUGGAUACCUGGAUAUUUUAGUGAUAUUCCAAUGUGUGGUUUGAUGAAGACUACAUCGAGGUCAGAGAGUAUGAAUUCAUUCUUUAAUACAUAUUCAGAAAGUGGGAACUUACUUUUGAAUUUCAUGAUGAAUUACGACACUGCCAUUCAAAAGCAAAGGAAUACUCAACGAGAGCUUGAUAGGGCAUCAAAGAAAGCAUCGUAUAAAAUGCAAGCAUCAAAGGUUGAAAUAAAAGCUGAAGAGAAAGAAAUAAAUUGCAGUUGUGAACAUUUUAAGUGUAUGGGUGUUUUAUGCAAACAUGCUUUUACAAUAAUGAUGAGAUGUGGUGUUAAAGAAAUUCCUAAAAGGUACAUUUUGAAGAGAUGGAGAAAGGAUGUGAUAUCAAGAAAUUAUCGUUUUAGUUCUGUUCAAUCCGAUUCAGGUGAUUGUGAGAAUGUAAGGCUAGUCAAUGAUUCAUAUUAUAGUUUUGAAUCAUGUUUGGAUAUUGUAAGAGAUGACAAAAAGAGAUUGGCUUUGUUUGCUGAGAAACAACAAAUGUUGUUGAAGGAAUUUGAGAGUGAUUAUAUUUCUCCUGGAUUGAAAAGCAAGACAGAUAGUGAAGUCGUAUGCAAGCUUUUGGGUGUUACUAUUCCUAUUCCAGAAGAGAUUAAUAUUCAUGUUCCUGAAGUUCAAAGCAAUAAAGGUUCUGGAAUCAAGAAAAGAAUUCCAAGUGCAGGUGAAGUAGCAUAUGAAAAUUCUAAAAAAGAACAUAGAAUGUGUUCAGGAUGUGGAAAGCGAGUUCCACACAAUUUACGUACUUGUUCAGAAAGAGUUGGAGCUGCUAAAUCAACAAAAGACAGUUAG